Eurytemora carolleeae is the source of this 1126-nucleotide messenger RNA. Its product is annotated as probable nuclear transport factor 2. Bases 391 to 786 code for a protein of 131 amino acids. The transcript is spliced from 5 exons. Gene Ontology annotation, cellular component: nuclear pore central transport channel. The record is from RefSeq and is a predicted model, not a curated record. Lineage: Eukaryota; Metazoa; Arthropoda; Copepoda; Calanoida; Temoridae. Gene Ontology annotation, biological process: protein import into nucleus.
AAUAUAUAUUAACAUUAAUUUGUUUUAGUUGCUGACCUGAUCUAAGAACUGGACGGGGCACAUGGGGCGCUUGACCGACGCAUUUCUGCUGAAUAUUUUGUACAUAAAUGGCCCCGCCCUCUCCGCCUGAAUGCGUCACUGAGGCAUGAUGGCAGGGUAGGGCGAAGUACACGGGUCUGCUUAAAGUCCAGUGUAUGCAUGCGUACACUGGACUUUAGUUGCAUUCAGGUGUACACUGUGUGUGUUCUGGACUGAUGUGUGAGUUCACUGUUAACCCUUCUCUCCACCAUGGCGUCUGUUAACCAUCAUUAUUAUAAUCUUGUAGUUUUUUCUCUUAUACUAUUCUCACUUUACAACUUUAAUCAGUUCAAUAUAAUUUCAGACUAAAAUAUGACGCUGAAUCCGAACUACGAAGCUAUAGGGAAGGCGUUCACGGAGCAAUAUUACCUUAUGUUUGAUAACCCUGCUACAAGGCAUCAGCUCCAGGCCCUUUACAAUGCAGAUCAGUCCCUCAUGUCCUUCGAGGGUCAGCAGAUGCAGGGAGCAGUUAAAAUAAUGGAGAAGAUACAGACACUAACCUUCCAGAAGAUCGCUCAUCUCAUCACAGCUGUCGACUGUCAGCCAAUGUUCGAUGGUGGGAUUCUAAUCAACGUUCUGGGACAGCUGAAGACUGAUGACGAUCCUCCACAAUCCUUUGUCCAGAACUUUGUGCUUAAACCCUCAGCAGAUUCUUUCUUUAUUCAACAUGAUGCGUUCAGACUUGUUCUGCACAAUGUUGCCGCAUAAUACCAUCCUACACCUCAUCAUCAGCUACUGGUGUUCAAUAUUCAACCAUCAACCAACCACCUAUGGACUAAAUUCCUUUUUUGCUUUGUUGACGUGAAUCUUUAUCUACUAUAGUGGAUAAAGGAAAUUGUGAAUAUUCAAGAUUAAAUCAAGUGGAACCUAGAAAAUACCAAAACUCAAAAGUCCGCCGGGAGUAGAAAUAUAAACACGAGUUAAACCAACUGUACAACCUGUACUACGUGAUAAUGUACGGAGUCAAUCAGUUUUUAUUGUACUUCAUCCCCCUUUUAUUAUAAAAUAACUAAAAUACAAUGUAAAAUAUAUUUUUUUAUACAAUUUA